UGGGCGGUUUCCGCUCUCCCGCCUAUUUUAUGGUCGUUGACGGUGGUGUGAGGGAAAGCGGAGCCGGGAGGAGUGAGCGAGAAUUGUAGGGCGAAGGAGUUGCCGCUGCCGGCCGAGAUGGUAUCGCUGCUGCCGCGCAUCGAGCGGCUGUCGUCGCGGGUGGUGCGGGUGCUUGGCUGCAACCCGGGGCCCAUGACUCUGCAGGGCACCAACACCUACCUGGUGGGCACCGGGCCCAGAAGAGUCCUUAUUGACACUGGGGAACCAUCUACUCCAGAGUAUAUUGGCUGUUUAAAGCAGGCACUGUCAGAGUUCAACAUCUCAAUUCAAGAAAUUUUAGUGACACACUGGCAUCAUGAUCAUACUGGUGGAAUACCUGAUAUCUGCAAAAACAUCCCUAAUGACUCUGAAUAUCGCAUCUGUAAACUUCCUCGUGUUCCUCACAGUGAAGAAGUAAUAGAAGGAGGACAUAAAUAUUUUUAUCUUAAAGAGGGAGAUGUGGUAGAGACAGAGGGAGCCACACUCAGAGUUUUAUAUACACCUGGACACACUGAUGAUCACAUGGCUUUACAUCUAGAAGAGGAAAAUGCUGUAUUUUCUGGUGACUGUAUUUUAGGAGAGGGAACAACAGUAAUUGAAGACCUGUAUGACUACAUGAAAACUUUGAGAAGGUUGUUACAAAUGAAACUAGAUUUAAUAUAUCCAGGUCAUGGCCCAGUAGUACGUGAUGCAAAUGCUAGAAUCCAAAGCUACAUUUCUCACCGAAUUGCACGUGAACGGCAAAUUCUAAGUGCUUUACAGAGUAAUCCUGGAAAAUCAUAUACAUCAUCGGAGCUUUUAGAGAUAGUAUACAAGGAGAUUCCUGAGAAUUUGCUUCGAGCAGCAGAAAGUAACCUCCUGGUUCACUUGAAGAAGUUGGAAAAAGAAGGAAAAGUGUUACAUGAGACGUCUCCCAACUUCAGAUGGAGGAACAACUUAUAAGUUACAGAAGAUUGCUCAAGAGUAUUUUUAAUCUGCACAUGAAAAAAUAUAAUGAUGAGCUCAGAUGGUAUAUAAAAUAAAUUAAUUCUUCCUUCUGUUUUUUAAAAAAGUGGUAACACAAUUUUAAAGCAAUGUUACAGUCUGUUAACUAAUGCUUUUCAUACUCUUCUAUAAGGGAGUUUUAAAGAUAAACUGAUAGGUACUGAGUUAAUAAAGUGGAAUGGGUAUGAAGAACUGAGUCUUACCACUGUUAGAAAAUACUCAGCUUUAGCACUGGGGGUAGAAGACAAGUAGCAAAGUCUUGUAAACUUAAUAUUACAAAGUAAUAUUAUAAAUGUAAUAAACCAGAUAGAUAAAAACAUCUCUAGUAAGAAGCAUAGAAAAGAUGCUUUUCUAAAUAUGUUCUUAUUUGCUUGUGAUUUUCAAAAAAAUAUUUUCUUAUAAGUUAUCUGUACAUUCUAAAAACCAAGUUAUAUUUGUUAACAUGUAUAAAUACUGGCAUUUAUAUUCCUUUUCUGAUUUAGCUGCCUGUACACAUCCUUGCUGGUUCCUUGCCGCAAUACGUUUUAACAAAAUCUUCUGUUUUCUGGUGGAAGUAUCACUUCUAUGGAAUGCUUAAAGGAUUCAUUAAUUUUAACCAAUGGAUGUCAAAACACACAGACUCUUCAGUUCUUUAUCUUACAAGACUCUGCAAGGAUAUGAUUAAAAUCUGUAUAGAGAUGGCUUACACACUGUAUGAAGUUAAGUUUGUCUACCACUUUAUAACAAGCUUCACGUUUUGCUGUUAAAUCCAUUUAAACCACUGUAUUUACUUGUAAGAUACUGGAUUGUGUAUUAAAAUACAGUGUUUGAAUAUCUAUUUAAA
Molecule: messenger RNA, 1846 nt
Organism: Colius striatus (speckled mousebird)
Lineage: Eukaryota; Metazoa; Chordata; Aves; Coliiformes; Coliidae
Gene: LACTB2
Product: lactamase beta 2
Exons: 7
Coding region: 118-981 (287 amino acids)
Cellular component (GO): mitochondrial matrix
Molecular function (GO): single-stranded RNA binding; RNA endonuclease activity
Source: RefSeq, a predicted model, not a curated record